UUGAAGCUUCGAUGCCCAACUCGCCUCUUUGUCUUCUUAUCAUGCACUGCAGCACUCCUGAGCUCAGAAAUUGAACCUACACAAGGGAUGAGGGUGACAUCCACGGGCCCGUACAGAAUCCAGAGGGCUGAGGGAGAGAGUGUGACCCUGGGCUGCACCUACUCACCAAGUCCUUUUGACACGGGAGAGCUUGACAUCGAGUGGACUGUGGUCAGUCAAGACACCACGCAGAAGGAUUACAUGUUCUUGUCGUACAGCGGAGGCUCCCAGUUUCGCCACAGUGGCCACGCUUUUGCAGAAGGGCUCAGCUUUGCUGCUGGCGACCCCUCCAACGGUGACGCCUCUCUCUGGAUCUCACGGCUGUCACCUGUUCAUAGUGCUACCUACCAGUGUAAGGUGAAGAAGUCACCUGGGGUGGACACACGGAAGAUGUCGCUGGUGGUAAUGGUGAAGCCAUCUGUACCUAAGUGCUGGGUCAAAGGUCAGGAGCUUGUUGGCGAAGCCGUUUCUCUGCACUGCCUCUCAGCUAAAGGCUCCCCUCCAUUAAGAUACAGGUGGAGGAGCCAAAGUGCACAACGUCUGCCGGAUGCCACCAUGCAGAACAGUGGGACGGGAGAGCUGAAGAUCAGCAACCAUUCUCCCAGCUUUGCCGGGAUGUACCUUUGUGAGGUGAACAAUGCCGUUGGAGCUGAGCGCUGCGAGAUCAACCUGAAAGCCAACAAGCCCCCUAACAGAGCAGCCGUGAUAGUUGGAACAUCCGUUGGUUCGCUGCUUCUCAUCUUCAUCCUGCUGGUCUUCGCCGCGUUGCUUUUCUGGAAAUUACGCAGCAGACGUCACUCUGAGAAGGAGUUCUCCAACGAGAUCAGGGAGGACGCGCAGCCCCCUGAGAGUCGCCCGGCCAGUCGGCGCACAGGCCGGAGCUCUGGUCAGCACCCACAGGUGGCUUUCCGGCAGGUGGACGGGAGCGAGGUGAUCUCCUUUAAUGAGGACGGCAGCGACGGACACACACCGGAGGACAAAUACGCAUCAGCGGAACAUGACAGCAAGUACGGAGAUGAGGUGUGA
This is a messenger RNA of Menidia menidia (Atlantic silverside), 1065 nucleotides long. The record is from the annotation of a GenBank genome assembly. NCBI's taxonomy places the organism in Eukaryota, Metazoa, Chordata, Actinopteri, Atheriniformes, Atherinopsidae.